UAAAAUGCCGUUAAUAAAAAACACUGGCUGUUUGGUUUGGUAUGUAUCCGCUUUAGUUGGAUGAUUAGCCAUUUUGCUUUUUGCUAAGAAGCCGGUCACCUGAAACCCCGCAUCUACCUCUACUCCAGUGUCUUCAUAGUUUAAAAACAACAUUUUAGAAGUUUUUUCGAAUAGAAUUUACGAUUUUGAAGUAAGAAGAAAUACGGAAAGUACGUGAAGUUUGCACUGUGAACGUUGUUUUCAACGCUUAACCUUUUUCUUUGUAUAGAAAUUAUACGAUGUCUACAUCUGUGAAAAGGAAGAGAGCCCCUUCUAAGAAGGCAGGUGGUAAGAAAAAUAAAAAAAACUUAGAUAUGGAUUCCGAUUUAAGUGAUGGUAGUGGUAACGAAAAUAACGUUCAACCCGAUGAAGUUCUUAUUGCUGGACAUGGAGACGUAGAUGAAACUCCUUUACCCAAGGAAUUAUUAAACACUAUAAUUAAACCCGCUGGUCAAUUAGUUUUCUUUGGCAAUAUUAAUUGGGAUACCAUGGGUAAAAGAGAAGUUAAAGGUCAGAAAGUGUUACCUAUGCUAUAUUGGCCCCACAGGUUUACUGAUCUAAGGAUUCGAUUAGUAGUAAGUGGUUGUGUAGCUGGACACUCUGUCCUGGUUACAGAGGAAGGUAAGGCAAUGACGUUUGGGAGGAACCCUCAUGGUCAAUUAGGAUUGGAUGAUACCAACACAAGAACGACACCUACAAUGGUACCUAGUUUGGAGAACAUGAAUAUCAUUGGGGCUGCAUGUGGAAGACACCACACAUUAUUUUUAACAGACGGAGGGACAGUAUAUGCUUGUGGGGACAAUAGAUCAGGGCAGUGUGGUAUAGGAAACUUACAGCCUCAGGUAUUGGUACCUACAAGAAUCAAUUACAGAGGACCUCCAAUUAUUAAGGUAGGUGCUGGCGCUGAUUUUUCUGUAAUUCUUGACAUAAAAGGUGGUCUCCAUUCAUUUGGUCUACCUGAAUAUGGUCAAUUAGGCCACAAUACUGAUGGUAAAUACUUCAAAACUAGCACAAAAUUGUGUUUUAAUUAUCAAACGAGUCCUAAAAGAAUUGUCCUUUAUAUUGAGAAAAGUAAAGAUGGACACGUUUCUCCUGUAGAUGUGACCGAAAUUGUGGAUUUUUCUUGUGGACAAAAUCAUACUGUGGCUAUCGAUAGUAAAAAAAGAGCAUUUUCGUGGGGCUUCGGUGGUUUUGGUAGAUUGGGACAUGCUGAACAAAAAGAUGAAAUGGUUCCUCGUCUUAUAAAAUACUUUGAUAGCCAAUCUAGAGGUGUACGUUCAGUGCAUUGUGGCUCGACUUAUUCUCUAGCAGUGACUGAGUACAAUGGACUCUUCAUGUUUGGUCAAACUAAAAAAACUGGUGAGGCAAAUAUGUACCCAAAACCCAUACAAGAUCUUGCUGGAUGGAAUAUCAAACACAUCGGUACUGGACAGACAUCAAUAAUUGUCGCCGCUGAUGAGACAGUUAUAGCUUGGGGAGCAUCUCCUUGUUAUGGUGAAUUAGGAUUGGGAGAUAUGCAGAAAACUAGUACUACACCAAAAGAGGUAAACAAAUUAUCGGGUGUGAAGGUGACGAGUUUAACUAUGGGUCUGUGUUUUACUCUUUUGGUAGCGACCGAUGAAACUCCCGAACAGAAACAAAAAUUGGAAACCCUGAAAGAAUACACACCCUAGAUAUUUAACAAUAAGAGUAACAUCUAAAUUUUAAGCUAUUUCCAUGUAUUUAUGUCACAAAUAAUAUGAAAUUAGAGGAUAUGACAGCUUUCAAUGCACCUUUAGCCUGUUAUUUGAAGUGAGAAAAAAUGCGAUGCAUUAACAGAUUAUUCAAAUGAGUAAAUAACAAAGUUAGUGAUGCCAGAUUAUUAUUUAUAGAAAAUAUUUCUUGUUAUAUUUU
Molecule: messenger RNA, 1932 nt
Organism: Diorhabda sublineata
Lineage: Eukaryota; Metazoa; Arthropoda; Insecta; Coleoptera; Chrysomelidae
Product: protein RCC2 homolog
Exons: 6
Coding region: 279-1712 (477 amino acids)
Source: RefSeq, a predicted model, not a curated record